Rotaria socialis is the source of this 2160-nucleotide messenger RNA. The record is from the annotation of a GenBank genome assembly. NCBI's taxonomy places the organism in Eukaryota, Metazoa, Rotifera, Eurotatoria, Philodinida, Philodinidae.
AUGUCGAAAAAAGCUGCAAUGACAUCGCCGGAUCAAUUACCAAUUAUUCCUGAGGCGCAAGUCAUUGAGCCCAUUGUUCAAUGUGGUGUUCUAUAUUUGGGCACAGCACUGCCAAGUCCUGGUCGUCGUGGGCUUGAUUCAGUUCAAGAACCAUUUGCACAUCGGUAUCCUGUCGAUGGAACGAAUACAGUCCGAGGUAUUGAUGCCGUACUAUCUAUUUAUGAGAAUGGCAUGCAAUUAGCAUUUGCUCGUCAACCUCAUACAGUAAUUUUUUUCCCAAUAUCAUCACUUCUCUAUUGUGCAAGUCUUCGUUUUUCUAUUGUUGAAUCUGAUCAAAUAUCACCGAUUGAUUGGCGUUUUAUAACAUUAGACACGACCGUUAAAAUUCAAAGUAAUCAUCCACCUUUAUUUUGUGCUGUCGUACAACGUACACAAAUCGUACCAGGCGACGAAUGUCAUUGUUUUAUAACGAAAAGUGAUGAUGCAGCACUUGCACUCGUUCGAACAAUAUCAGAAGUUUAUGCGACCCUGAAAAAUAAUGUUAAACCUUUCAAAUCACCCAUUUUCUAUCAGUUAGAUCGUUAUGGAAGAAAAGUUACUGAAACAACUGGAAUUAUUUAUAUAUCACCCGAUAAUGAUGAUGAAGCUCGGUCCAAAAAAAUUACAGAUCGUAAUAGUUCUAAACAUUCGACCGAUCGGAAUUGCUUGCUAGAUCCAUCAUCUUACGGGUAUUUCUAUCGUACGAACGCAAGUAGUAUAGAAAAAUGGGAAUUAUGGGGCGAUGCUGAUGUAAGUGAAUCUCGUCCUCGUCCUCCAGCUUCACCAUUUGGUCUACAUCAUGGUCUUUAUCAUGAUGAUUUAACACAAGAAGUUCAUCAUCAUCUAUCUCAUAUGGACGAUGAAGAUCGUUCGACUUCAUCGAGUUGUUCGAGUUCAUCGAGUGCAUCGGACCAAUACGAUCGACAUCGUCCUAGCAGCAAACAACAACAGAGUAAACAUGAAACAGAUCCAUUUAAUACAUUAGUUCCACAAUCACAAACAAGCUCAUUUGAUCCAUCGUUAACACCACAAUAUAACGUGCAGUUCAACACAAUUCAAAAACCACCGAUUGUUAUUGAAAAAGUUAUACCGAAUAAUCGCAUGAUGACAAUUCCUCAACAAGUUCCCAACUAUGGUUUUCAACAAGCUGAGCAAACUCAAAAUUAUGGCUUCCAGCAAGCUGAACAAACUCAAAAUUAUGGCUUCCAACAAGUUGAACAAGUUCCUACCUAUGUCUUUCAACAACCCCAGCAAGUAUUCAAUCCUUCUGUACCUAUACAAAAACCAGAUACUGACUAUGCUUCAAUGUGCGAUACCUAUUAUAUCAAUGAGCGAGGUGAAAAGAUCACGAGCGAAGGCAAUCGUAUUUUAUUUAUGGAUGUUAUUCAAGCAAACCCGACAGAUAAUGAUUUAGUACCAAAAUCUAAUGAAACAUCAAAAGUUCGUCCUCGUCGACAUCGCCGACAUCGCCAUCGAUUCAGCCAUAUACCUGUUCUUGAUGCUCAAGCUGUUGAAAGUAUUAUCAGCGAGAAAAAAGCUAAACAACAACAACGAAAAACUACUGGUGCCGACGAAAAAUAUUUGACAACAUCCGAUAUGUUAGAAAUGGUCGAUGAAUAUUUUGGAGAAUACAAAGGAAGAAAACGUAAAUCUAAAAAUCAUCCUGUACAAACAAAAUUUGAUCAUUUAGAAUUAUCAAAUAUACAAGAUUAUCAAGAUUCGAAUAGUUCAAAUAAUGACACUUAUCGUCGGCGCCGUCGAAGUCAUACUACGUUAACUGCUGGGCCAUCAAUUAAUUAUGUCGAACGUCAGCCUCCGAUGAAACAUGCAUCCGAACAAGCAUGGAUCGAACAUCAACAACAAUCGAAUUUUCCACCAUUGAAUAAUGAACAAGUCAAUGAAUACGUAACAAAUAUUUAUGGAACAUCGGAACAAGUAUCCCAAUCGGUUAAAUCACCUGCACCAUCAAUAAACAACCGUGAAGCUCAAGCAUCUCACAAUAAUACGCGUCCUGUUACGCCAACAAAUGAAGAGUUUAUUUCGCCAUUUCGAUAUAUGCAAAGUAGUGUUAAUCCCUUGUUAAUGCGUGAAUAUCAUAGAGCUCUUAGUGGAGUUCAAUAG